GCUUCUGACAACGAAGCGAGCAGAACCGAUGACGAAGACGUUUCGCAUCACCGGACGAGAUACGCAGACAACUGGCGACCCAGGUCCCACAAGGGACACGGCGAGGAGCUGAGAAAGUCGCACACACAGCAGAUCCGCAAAAGCCACCAGGCGGUUGCGGAGGCCUUGGACGAAGAAGCUGCCGUCACGGCUGAUGGUCGCCGACAGUUGGCACGCAAAGGCACAGCCAAUCUGAUCGAUUCAGAGGAGUUGCCGGCCUGGAGAAAAUUAUGCCACAAACUGGUGAGCUGGCCUGGAUUUGACUCCUUUAUUGGCAUGAUCAUUCUGGCGAACGGCCUCACCAUCGGUGUCGACACGCAGGUGCAGGCUCGAAUCCCCUUGGGAUGCGACGAAAACUGUGUGUGCGUCCACCCGGGUACUGUGUGUCGACUGGCGGACCCUUGGGUUGCCAUUGUGGAUUAUGCCUUCUUUGGGAUCUACAUUCUGGAAUUAGUUCUUCGCUUUUGCGCCUUCGGCCCCCGUGUUGUGAAGAGCAACUGGGUGAAAUUCGAUAUGUUCCUGGUUGCCAGUGCAACCGCGGAUAUUAUACUCAAAGCGACUGCUGUCGAUGCUGAGUUUCUGAAGCAGGUGAUGCUGGUACGGCUGCUUCGAUUGGCACGGUUGGCAAGACUUGUGCGUUUGAUUGUCCAGUUCCAGACCUUGUGGAAACUGGUGAACGGCCUCAUGUCCUGUGCCAACACACUCUUUUGGACCUUCUUGCUGAUGAGCAUCCUUUCAUACAUCGGAGCACUCUUCGGGAUGGAUUUAUGUGACUACGACCUCUCCCUGCCACCAGACCAUCCAUACAAUGUAGCGGCUCUGGAAUACUUUCGCGGCCUGGACAAUUCCGUGUUCACCUUGGUGCAGCUCUUUACUUUCGACAGCAUUGCUGCCAUAUACCGACCAUUGGUCCAACACAGACCUUGGCUCUUCUUCUAUUUCAUGGCAGUGUUGCUUGUGCUUUCAAUCGCCCUGAUGAACCUCGUGACAGCAAUCAUGGUCGAAGGUGCUUUGGCCAUUGCCGAACAAGACAAGAGCUUGCGCAAGAACCACGAGCAGGCGAAGAAGAAACGCCAGAUGGCACAGUUGAAGUUGAUGUUUGAUGAGUUGGAUGAAGAUGGCUCCGGAGAGUUAACUCUUGACGAAAUCAAUGCUGCACCAGCAGAUGUGAUGCAGUCCCUCUUCGAGAUUGCAGGCACUGAGGACAUUCCAACCCUUUUCGAAAUGCUGGAUUACGAUGGUGGAGGAACAUUGGAAACGGAUGAAUUCUGCGAAGGAAUUUUCAAGGCCAGCACCAGCGCGAAGCCCUUAGAGUUGGAUCGUCUCAUGAAGCAAUGCAGAGACAUUUUGGGCAACUCUCGGAAGGCACUGGACAUCCUCUAUGGUGAUGGCGAGGGUGGGACGGCAAAGGCCAGAAAGUCAAAAAACCGGAGGAGUGAUUCGCACAGGUGCGUGCACUCAUCCGGCUCCGGCACAGACCACUCUGGGUCUGGAGGAUCUGCACGUGGAUCUGCCAUGACACCACGGAGUGCCCUUGCUGCGAGGGCUGGAGAUGUGUUUGCUGCUCAGGAUGGGAAGAACACGAUUGCAUCCAUGGAGUCCCGAGUGGAAGCUCUUGAGCAGAUGGCUCUCAACAUGCGGAGAGACACCGAAAAGAUCUUGGACAUGCUCAGGCUCGCGAAACCGAGAUCACCACGUCCUCGAGAAGUUUCAAAUUUCAAGAGGGCGAAGGGAGUUUGUCGUGGUCGUUCCCAUGAUGAACCCAUCGAAUGCGCUCCCUAUCCUCCAGAGGAGCGACCACCAUCUCCCCUGAUGGACAGCCGCAGGCUGCGAAAAAAACCACCCAUCGUUUACUCUUGGUCUGCGAAUCCACCUUUGGAUGAUGAUGAGGUAGUUCAUUUGCGCAGACGAGUAGCACAGCUUGAGGCAGAACUGCGCAAGCAGCAAAUGGAACAGGAAAGCUACAUGGAGUAUGGAGAUCAGUGA
Molecule: messenger RNA, 2025 nt
Organism: Cladocopium goreaui
Lineage: Eukaryota; Dinophyceae; Suessiales; Symbiodiniaceae
Source: the annotation of a GenBank genome assembly